UGCAAGAUAUUGCAGUGUUUGUGAUGAGUUUGUUUGUUAUAAAUCGGUACGAGGGAGAGGAGGUUAAGUCAGUAGACCCUCAAUAUAACCAUCUUAAUGAACUGCUUAAACGAGUCGCUGAAAGAAAGGCAGAGAAAGAAGCCCAACAAGCAAAAAAGAAAGCUGUCAAGGCAAGAAAGGCAGAGAAAGCAAAAGCUGAAGGUUUAAAAAAAAAGAGUAAAAAGAAAAAGGCUCCAAAGAGAAAACUCGAGCCAGAUAAUGAGAAGAUUGAUGAUCAGGAUGAGGGAGGUAUCAAAGAGGACAAUGUUUCGGACAAACCGGAAGAACUGCCUAAGAGUGAUCAGCAAGAGUUUACGAUUCUUGGGAGUCACAAAAAAGCCAAAACUCAAGUCGUUAAGAGGGUCUUGCCUCAUUGGCUCACGCAUGCCGAAUUAGUGUCUGCAGACUUGCACAAUGGUCCUAGAUUAGAAGAAAUGCAGGACCUUUUAGAUUCUAAGCUAGUGGACAUACUCAAGGCUGAUGGUAUUGAUAAAUUAUUUCCUGUGCAAUCACAAGUCUUGUCUUGGCUUAUCAAAUGUGAUAGAGACUACAAACUCGGAAGAUGGGUUAGAGAUACGUGUGUGUGCAUGCCUACGGGAAGUGGCAAGACUUUGGCUUAUGUGCUUCCGAUCAUUCAACUGCUUCAAAAUAGUUUUAUUCAGAUGGUCAGGUGUCUUAUAGUCUUACCUGUUCAAGAACUUGCUACUCAAGUUUAUAAAGUUGUACAAAAGUAUUCCAGUAGCACAUCACUGAAAGUGGCAUUAAUUUCUGGUGCUUCAUCAUUCAAAGAAGAACAACAAAAACUUGUCAAAAAAACUGAAAAUGGAAAUUUCACCAGUUUGGUUGACAUAGUCAUUGCCACACCUGGACGCUUGGUAGAUCAUAUCAGGAAGACUGAUGGAUUCUCCCUAUCGGCCCUUAGGUUUUUAGUCAUCGAUGAAGCGGAUCGCACUACAGACUGGCUGCAGUACAUACCGUUUCCACACUCCAAAGCUCCGCCUCUUACAUUAGGAAAUAUUCGCUCUUGUUUGAACACUCCAGCACAGAAAAUACUUCUGAGUGCAACUUUAUCGCAAGAUCCUGAAAAAUUAAGCAGGUUAGGCUUAUUCAGACCUAUACUGUUUACAUCGGCGGUCGUCGAUCUUGAGAAGCUUGACAGGGACUUGAAUCUCGACAAAAAUUUAAAUAACUUUACCAGCCGUUAUGGAAAUCCAAGUGAAUUAACUGAGCGAGUUGUCGAGUGCACACUUCAGUACAAGCCACUUGCGCUUUUCAAACUCUUAACAGAAAGUGAAAAAGUUGAUAAAACUUUGGUCUUUACGAAUUCGGGUGAAGCUGCCCAUAGACUGGCAAUACUUUUGCAAUCUUUGAUUAAAAGUAAGGAUGUAGUUGUUGGUGAACUUUCGGCGCAGUUGAGUUCCAAGCAACGAGAAGAGACACUUGAAAAGUUUACCCAAGGGACAGUGAAAAUACUUAUCAGUUCAGAUGCAUUAGCCCGAGGAUUGGAUAUUCCUGAAAUAAAGUUCGUCAUUUCAUAUGAUUUUCCAAAGCACGUGAAAGGAUACAUUCACAGAGCUGGUCGAACGGGCAGAGGUGGCAUUCCAGGCACAGCCAUAUCUUUGCUUCUAUCAAAUCAAACUGCUCUUUUUGGUAAAAUGCUGAGCAAAGUCGGUAAAACGGUACCUACCGUAGAGAUGCUAGAUUUGGAAGAAUUUGCCAAGACUGUCGAUUACCAGAGCCAUUUGGAGAAUUUGAAAUCUGCCCUAACUAGCGAACAAGAAUUAAAUCUCAAACGGUUAAAAAAUCACAAACGUAUGGUCAAAACGUGAUGCUAUUAUCUGUGUAAAUAAACAUAAUAUGGGUAAGCUGUGAAUAAAUUGUACUAUAAUAAUGAAUAACAUCCAUAAUAACAUUUUAUUGUCUGAAGUUAAUAGUAUUAUACAUAGUACACGUAUGUACCUCUUCCGCUUCACAGAUGAUCUCAGAUUCAGCUUAAUUCCGUAUAACAUAACACUUGUAUCGUUCCACUCAUUCUUAUUGCCUUUAAGGUAAUCAUUCGUAAAUUAAAAUUUUAUAUGUCAAUAAUUAGCUGCAAUUUAUUUUUUGAAUAAUUAUUAGGCUCGACCAAAUAC
Copidosoma floridanum is the source of this 2171-nucleotide messenger RNA. It is a transcript of the gene Dbp73D, whose product is annotated as putative ATP-dependent RNA helicase Dbp73D. Gene Ontology annotation, molecular function: nucleic acid binding; ATP binding. NCBI's taxonomy places the organism in Eukaryota, Metazoa, Arthropoda, Insecta, Hymenoptera, Encyrtidae. The record is from RefSeq and is a predicted model, not a curated record.